Molecule: messenger RNA, 207 nt
Organism: Loa loa (African eye worm)
Lineage: Eukaryota; Metazoa; Nematoda; Chromadorea; Rhabditida; Onchocercidae
Exons: 1
Coding region: 1-207 (68 amino acids)
Source: RefSeq, a predicted model, not a curated record
AUGGCACCCAAGUGUCACUCGGGAAAGCGACAGGCUUCUCCCGCAACUCCGCGAGCAAGAAAAAUUUGUUGGAGAGCCUUGUUUGACCGGGGGCCACCAAUGUCCAGGUCAGAUCUACAUGAUCUGAAAGCUAGCAAGAUAGUAAGAGCAAAAUGCUUAUUGCAAGGAAGUGCGAGCAAUAUGCUUAAUGGAAAGCAUAGAAGUUGA